Molecule: messenger RNA, 4512 nt
Organism: Pelmatolapia mariae (spotted tilapia)
Lineage: Eukaryota; Metazoa; Chordata; Actinopteri; Cichliformes; Cichlidae
Gene: bri3bp
Product: bri3 binding protein
Exons: 3
Coding region: 123-824 (233 amino acids)
Cellular component (GO): mitochondrion
Source: RefSeq, a predicted model, not a curated record
GGCCAGCGUCGGUCAUCGCCCGGCAAGGUGUCGCUUUCGGCAGCUAAUUACCCGUUUUAUUCCUCGUUUAAGUGAAAUAUUUUGAUACACAUUUACUUUUGACACCCUCGGCACUUGGGGCCAUGGAAAGAAUCAGGUUUUUCGUGUUUUUCUUGGUGCUUUCCGCGUCUUUGCUGGGCAAAGCCGAAGCGGGCAGGAGCAGGACCAGCAACCAGAACAGCUUCCGACGGGCAGCUAACGGCAUCUAUCAGACUCUGAGCAGCGUCUUCGGAGAGGACAACAUUAGAGGGUUAUACAAGUUUUUCUCCAAAGCAACGGAGAGGUUUGUCCAUGGGGUGGACUCUUUCCUGGACACCAUCUGGAAGAUCUGGUCAGAUCUGCUGGAUGUGAUGGGCAUUGACUCUUCAAACCUCAGCCACUACUUCAGCCCCACAUCUCUCACCAACUCCCCAGCACGUGCCCUGCUCCUAGUCGCCGCUGUGCUCUUGGCCUACUGGUUCCUGUCUAUGUUCCUGGGGGGUUUCUUUUACCUGCUGCACGCUGUGUUUGGACGCUUCUUCUGGCUAGCCCGCGUCACUCUCUUCGCCCUAUCCUGCCUCUACAUCCUGCAGAAGUUUGAGGGUGACCCUGAGCGCGCAGUGCUCCCGUUGUGCUUCAUCAUGGCUGUGUACUUCAUGACAGGCCCUGUGGGAGCAUACUGGCGCCGUGGCGGUGGGGCGGGUUCACUGGAAGAGAAAAUCGACCACCUGGACACUCAGAUCAGGCUGCUCAAUAUCAGGCUGAGUCGUGUAAUAGACACCAUUGAACGCACCGGAGACCAGUAGGCACAUUUUAGGUUGAAGCAAAGAUGAGUUUGGGGGGUGGGUCCAGGGGAAAAACUGAUGUAUUUGAUAAGAGAAUACUGUCUCCUACACACAUCUACAGCAACAAAACUACUGGGUAUUUACAACUCUAUUGUCAGCUGGGGACAAAAGUACAAAUGAAAACAGUAUUUUAAUGGCUUGAAUUGAUUUGGGUAACAAGAGAAACUGUUGAAUUGGAGCUUGCACAAAACCAAACAACUUUUUUUUUUCCCUUUGAUUUUUUUUUUUUUUUUUUUUCAAAGUUUUGGAAGGUUUUUUUACAUCUCUGAGGAAGUUGUCGGGAGAUGUCUGAGGUUUUCUAAAUGCUAGCCUACUUCUACACCUCAGCUACUUUUACGAAACUCCUCUAUUUUAAAUUUUUAAGGUUUGCUUAGGCACUGUCAAUGCUUGUGCUUGAUUAAUAAGCAUAUUUUACAUAUAUUUACUUAAUUUGAUCCUUGUAAAUGACCUGGGGGUUAAGUCUCAGUUCUUGUCCACAAAAACAUCUUUCCCCUUUUUUUUGAAGCUACUGCUAUAGGAGGGGGUAGGGUGUGUGGUACCGGGGGGGCAUUGUUGUUUCUAAUAUGUAUAUUCCAGAUGUUGGAAAGUUGUCCAUAGCAAGAUUUAUUUAUUCAAUUUUUCCAUCCAAAGUGUUGAAAUGUAGAUCUAGUUUGUUCCAUUGAAUUACCACCUCAUAGUGACAAAAGCUUGACAUCAGGACCUCUUUUUCUUGAAUAUGUGUGUAGAUGCAGUUCAGUGACCUACUUGAAUAUGUGUGUGUGUUUGUGUGCAUGUGUGAGGGGCAACCUUGUGAAAUGGAAAAACACUGUAUAAAAAGUCAACACCAGACAGGCAGCAAUAUCUCAGGGACUCACCCAACACAUGUUGAACUCAAAUGAGAUAUCAAGUAUGCUAAAAUCAUGUAUUGGUCUCUUCACAAUUCAGAUGUGACUUCUCAUUUUUUCCAGCAUCUUACAAUACUUUGUGUUGAAAUGCUGGAGUUUAAAUCUAGCCUUUUAUUCUUUAUUUAAAUGCCAGCAUGGAGUUAUUUUGGUGAUCUGAACUGUAGCUAAUCGUCCUAAAUAUGUAAACUGUCUCAACACAGAUGCAUCUGUUAUGGUAAGAAUUUUUAAUCAAUUGUAAUAGGAUCUGACCUGAACUUGCAGAUUAAAAAGGUUUUAGUGCCUUUAAUACUGCUGGGAAAAAAUUGUAUUGGAUAUUACUUAACCCUGCUUUUGAAACUAAUAUGAAAGUGAUUAUUUCUCCUAGGAGUAUUUUAAUGGUAGUUUAAAACCAGCCUGCCUGAUUCAUGCACUAAAAUGUUGUGUUAAAAAGUAAUGCUUUGGGUACACUGUUAGUCUGCAUCACCAUAGCUCUCACUAAUUUGUUUGAUAUAUUCUUUUUCUUUUAAUUGUAUAUUUCUGAAGGUGGUUUUCUCUCAUCAUCUCAUUUGUUACCAUGGAUUGGUGUAAGAGAAUGUCCCCUGCACUGCUUGUCUAUGUUUAUAGCAUGUCUUCAUUAAUAAUGUCCCAACAUCCUUUACUCUAAAUUAAAGUUAUUAAAUCUGAACUCUGUAAUCACAGUUUUGUUAUAACAAAUGACCCUAAUGCUGUGCAGAUCUUUUUUUGGAGGUGGUGGUGGUGCUGAUGGUUGGAUAAGGUCAUACAUCAGACAUCAUGAUUGUGUUAAUCGUUUUGAUUUACAACUACCAGUAUAUGUAGUGGACUGUAAUUUUGUUUCUCUCAAUAGUGUGGGUGCUAUGACAUGCAUUGUAAAUGAAAGGUGUUGUAUCAACAGGUCAGGGUUGCAGUGGCCUUCUGGCUUCACAGUAUACAGGGUGUAUCAAAGAGAGUCAUCCGGUUUAAAAGUGCUUUAAUUCCGUAGGUGUUCACAGGUAACAAUCAAAACGUACUGCUAGAGAGAAGGGAUUCAUGAGUUUUACGCGUUUUAAAAUUUACUGCUGUCUCCUGUAUGUAUAUCUUUAAAGAAUAUAGCCGAUAGAAUUGGAUGGUUCUCUUUUUAAACACCCUAUAUAGUGGACUUUAUCAUACAAUUUGUAUUUGCUUAUAUACUAUUGGGAGAAAAGCUCCACCCACCAACUACUUUUAUUUUGAAGUCUGUUACUGUACUUUUAAGGGUCGUUUUUGUUUUUUUGUUUUUUUUCUUCAAACCGAUACACUAAUAACUGUGUACCUUGAAACCAUGAUUUCUUUGUAGGUUGUUAUACCAUGAAAAUCUCAUCUUGUGUAAUUUUAUGCCAAGUAUAGAAAGAAAAAUGAACUUGUUAGCUAUUUCCCAGCGCUGUCUGAUAAUUCCCAUGGAGUUUAGGUUGUCAUUAAACUCCAUCUCAGAAUUAAGCCUGAUGAUGGCAAACUUCAAUAACUAUAUAAACUCUUAGUGUCUCCUUAUUUUGCCCAGAGUGCCAUCAGCCAGCCCAGGUCACCCAUAUAUCCCGUGUAACCGGAGAUUUUCCUGCAUGCUUAUCUUUUAUGCCUAUAAUGUUGCAUUGCAUUACAGUAUAUUCAUGUUAUUGACUGCCUAGGCAGAGCCCUUAAGUAUGUGUGAUGGGGUUGAAAUAGCCAGAAGUUAAUUACUUUUGGAAUUGUGUUAUAAGUGUUGUUCUUCUGCACUGAUGAUUAAACUGUGUAUGCUGUUUGCUAUCAUUACAAUCCUGAGCCGGACAGACUCUCUCCCGUCAUUCCAUUAUCACUGUGUCGCUGACAUGGAGUCAAAUUUUAAAGUACUUAAAACAAAAUUAUCAUUUUAUGAGCUGUAAAUGAACAGUCUGGCCAGUGACCUUUGUUUAACUACUGGCAGCAUGUGAGGUAAAUAAAGGUAUAUUAUAGUGUGUGAUAUUGAUGUAUGUUGAUGGGUUUUAGUAUAUGAUGGUAUUGUAUUGAAUCCGGAAAAGGCCAUGCGGUUGGUUUAGAGAGAAUUCAGGAUUUUGGUGGCUAUUUAUCAGACUUUAAAUUCUAGACACUGAAAACUGUUUAAAAACAGAUACAACUUGAAACAGUUUCUCUUUAAAGUACCCAGAAGUUCUUACACUGCUGUCUAACAUCUUGAAAACACUCACAAACCAGCUCCAAGAGGGAGAUGUUACCAUUCCUUUUAGAUAUUAUGGAAGCACUUGUUCAUGUUUUAAGUUGCUGGCAGCUGUAUGUCUCUUCAUUUACCAUGUAGAUGCCAAAAGAUGCCAGUAGAUCCUUCUCGGCAUAGAAUAUAUGCUGCAUUCAAAUUCUAUUUAUUCCAUGUUAACAACAUCAUCUGAAUGACAUGUACUUCUUUCUUUUUAAUGUACUGUAUCUUGUGUAUUUCUCUGUUUUCCACAUAGCCUGCUUUUAUAUUGUGCCGUGCCAAUAAUGUAUUUUCUUUUGUUUUUACUUCAAGGGAAUUAUUUGUAACUGCUGAUUUUAGAGUAGAUGCAGAUGGCUUUUCUUUUUCUUUUUCAUAUCACCACUUAAUGUUUUUAGGCCUUUUUCUUUCUUUCUUUGUUUUUAAUGAGUAUUUUUGUACUCAGUUGAUGUUUGAAGAGCCAAACUAUUCUGCCUGCUGUUACUUUCUGUUUGGAUGUUUGUGUUUAUGAAAACUUGUCAGUGGGGAUGCGGUUCUUUUUGUGCCAGAGUGAAAAUGAGGUCCAGAUUUAAAUAAACACCAGAUUAUGACUGAA